AUGGCGAGCGAGACGCUCCACGAGGAGGUUGCCGGCAACGUGUGCGACUGGUGCCAGACAAUCUGCGACCCGGCGGUGCAGGAGCUAAACGCGCUCACGUGUUCCUUCGCCGAGUGCCCAGAGACGUCCAUGUCCUAUCACCAGACAUGCCUGGAGAAGUACCUCAAGAGCAUCAAGCUGGACAAGGGUCGCAAGACCGGGUUCGCGUGCCCGCGCGGCUGCGGCGCGAAGACCUGUUACGACAGGCCGUGCCCGGGCCGCAUCCUCAAGUCGCACCCGAUCCACGUCGUCAACGAGGAGGGGAAGAAGCGUCGCAAGGCCGCCGCGGUGGCGCACGCGGGGGACCAGGCGCCCAAGUUUGGACCCGCCGCCAAGGCCGCCAAGGCGCACGCUGCUGAGCAGGCGAAGCGUGAAAAGGAGCUCAAGAUGGCGAAGGAUGCCGAGAAGAGACGAAAGGAAGAGGAGAGGAUGGCGGCCGCCGCGCGCGCGAGGCAGGCGGACAAAGACGCGAGCAAGCGCGAGCAUAAAGCCGCGGAGGAGGCGCGGAAACUCGCGGAGGCGAGGGAGCUCGCGGCCGCCGCAAAGCGCGAGCUACAGCUGGCGAGAGGGGGCAGCGGCGAACUUCGAAGGAGCUCGCUGGACAAGCCCGCGCGGGGACCCAAGCCGGGUCCGACUCGCGGCACGGACCCGUCGUGGGACGCGCGCGACGCCUUCGCGCCCCCGCCGCGGAGCGCCACCAUCUCCCUGAGCGAUCUCUUCGGCGAGGUGGACGUCAACUCGGACGCCGGCGGAGGGGGAAGCAGCGUCAACGGCUCGGAACGAGACGGCGGCGACGACUGGCCGUCCAUGGGCGACGCAUCCUCCGCGUGGGGCCCGAGGCAACAGCAGCACCAACACCAACAACAACAGCAUCAACAACAGCAUCAACAUCUACAACAACAGCAUCAACAGCAUCAACAGCCGCGAGCGUUUCCGCCUCUGAACGCGGGUGGGUCGUCAGAUCGACCGCCCCGCCCCCCCCGUUCGUCGCCCGAGCAACAGGCGCAAAUCCCCGGCCGGCCCGGUUCGCACCACCACCACCACCCGAGCGCGCCGUCGUCCUCGUACCCGUCCGCGCCGUCGUCUUCGUACGGCAUGACGCGGACGCCCUCGAACGUCACGAUGGCGUCCAGCCAGGGCGACGCGAAUGAGCACACAAACGCAGCCGGCGUCUUCCCCCCGGGCGUCGAGCGCGCGGCAGCUUCGCCGAUUCUCGGCGACGUCGGCCCGGUGACUCACCAGCGCCGCGCGUGCGUCCGCGCGAUGCUCCGCCGCGCCGCCAAGGAGCAGGUGGAGAGGUUACGCGACAUGGGUUUUGACGAGUGGCGGUGUAGGCUCGCGGUGAUGCGUUUCGGCGACGACGCCGACGGCGCCAGCAUGUGGCUCAUUAACCACGGCGAGGGCGACUCGGUUGAUGGACAGACGGAGGAGGACGCGCGAGACGCCCAGCUGGAAGGGGCGUCUAACCUGGACAUCGACCGCGACCUCGCCAACCUGCGCGAGGUGUAUCACCUCGGCUUCGACGUACACUCGGUUGACGAGGCGGUGGCGACGUGCAAGGGCGACUUACACCUCGCCGUCGCCUCGUUGUUCCAGCAGCAGACGUUCGGGGUGAGCGGCGUCGGCUUCUCCCCCGGCGCGUCGCACCAGAACCAGCACCGGACCCACGCGAUGCAGUCCUCGAACGCGCCGACGCGGCAGCACGCCGGCCGCCACCACGACGCCGGCCCCGCGACGCCACCCGGCGUGCCCAGCUCGAGGCACUCCUCGUGGGGCGGCGACCUCUCGGGGUCCGGGACGGGCUCGGACGCGGACCUCGAUCCGUUCGCGGCGGCGGCGGCGGGCGGCGGUGGGAGCCUGUUCGGCGGCGGGGGAAGCGGCAGGAGCGAGAGCAGGUUCUUCAACACCGCGUCGGCGGCGGGCGACGACGGAGGUAAGGCGGCUUCCGGGGAGGCUUCCGGUGCGUUUGGAGCCGGGGCGGCGAGUCUCUUCGGCGGCGGAAGUCUCUUCGGGGGCGGCGGCCUGUUCGGGAACCUCGCCGGGAACGGCGGCGGCGGCGGCGGCGGCGAGACGUGGAACGGCAUCGCCGCGGCGAACGGAAACGGGGGAGCGAACGGGUGGCAGUGAAGAACCGCAACCGACGAACGUUGUUUGAAAUCAGAAAUCAGAAAUCAGACCCGACUUGACGCGACACGACGGAAUCCGUCUCUACGACCCGGUCUACGCGUCUCCCCCGUCGUCCUUGUUCUGUUUGCUGAAGACCCCGAGACGGUUGAGCAUCUGCAUCUUCGCCCACGCCUUGCUCGCGGCGGCGCUCGCGGCCUCGUCCCCUUUCUCCAUUCCCAUCUCGUUCAUGUAGGACAGGGCCGCGCCCUUGCCAGAACCCGCUUCUGCCAUCGCAGCCGCUUUAUUAGCUUCGUCUCUCGCAUCCGCCUUGCCGCCCCUGUUACCCAUCGAAUCAAACAGACUGAGUCCACCGCCAGAGACCUCAGCCUCCAGCUUCUUGCGAAGCUCCGAACCGCGCGACGCCUGCCGCCGGACCACGCCAGCCUCUUCCGCCUUGCGACGCAUCUUUGCCUCCAACUUGGCCUGCGCGCGCUUGGCUUGCUCCUGCUUGACUUCAAACUUGGCGGCUCUGGCUGCGUCCAACUCCCUAUCCACUUUUCUGAGUGCACGCUCCCGUGCCGCCACGUCGGCAUCCACGCGGUCUUUCCACGCCACCGCGUCGACCAGCACGCCCUUGCUGUCCCUCAGCUUGAACUGCAUCUCCUUCAACACGUCACCGUUGAUGGAGACGUACUUGCGCAUGAGCUCCCUCUGGUCCUCGCACUUUUCGCGCUUAUCCUUGACGUCGUUGACACACGCCAGUAGGUACGCGUCUGCCCGGUCUCUCUCCUCUUUCGCAAUCUCCAGAC
Micromonas commoda is the source of this 2954-nucleotide messenger RNA. RefSeq lists its product with no specific name. NCBI's taxonomy places the organism in Eukaryota, Viridiplantae, Chlorophyta, Mamiellophyceae, Mamiellales, Mamiellaceae. The transcript has 2 exons. The record is from RefSeq and is a predicted model, not a curated record. Bases 1 to 2166 code for a protein of 721 amino acids. Gene Ontology annotation, molecular function: protein binding.